Molecule: messenger RNA, 1413 nt
Organism: Danio aesculapii
Lineage: Eukaryota; Metazoa; Chordata; Actinopteri; Cypriniformes; Danionidae
Gene: gpr183a
Product: G protein-coupled receptor 183a
Exons: 2
Coding region: 126-1247 (373 amino acids)
Biological process (GO): G protein-coupled receptor signaling pathway
Cellular component (GO): membrane
Molecular function (GO): oxysterol binding; G protein-coupled receptor activity
Source: RefSeq, a predicted model, not a curated record
GUUAGAAAACGUGGUUAAUGCCAGACCAGAAGGUGCCACUUCUGACACUGCCAUGACCAGACUCCUUGACAAAACAACAGCAGAAAACUGGCAAACAAGACACUGUUGAUUUCAUAACUGACCCCAUGGAGACAAUAUCAGCAAACUUCACCCAGAAUGACUCUAAUGUCUGUACCAACCUGUAUAACCAUCGUAGUUGGGCACAAUAUUUCCUGCCUGCAAUGUAUUUCCUGAUUUGCAUCAUUGGAUUGCUGGGGAAUGUGCUGGCUUUGCAUGUCAUUUGGCCAAAUUUAAAGAAAAUCAACUCCACGACUCUGUACUCAGCCAACCUGGUAGUUUCGGACAUCCUGUUUUCGCUUGCUCUUCCCUUGCGUGUGGUUUACUACGCCAGGGGUUUCGACUGGCCUAUGGGGGAGGGUUUAUGCAAGGCUGUGGCACUGCUGUUCUACAUCAACAUGUACGCUGGUGUCAACUUCAUGACUUGUUUGAGUGUUGAUCGUUUCAUUGCAGUGGUACUGCCACUGCGCUUCUCCCGCUUUCGGAAGGUACAGAAGGUACGAUACAUCUGCAUGGUCGUUUGGGCCGUGGUGUUGAUGCAGACACUACCUUUGCUGUCAAUGACCAUGACAAAUGUCGAGCAAAGUGGUCACAUAACAUGCAUGGAGUAUCCCAACUUUGAGAAAAUCGACAACUUGCCAUUCAUGCUCAUUGGUGCCGUGGUGCUUGGCUUUGGCAUCCCUGUGAUCACCAUCCUGGUGUGCUAUACUGCACUUUGCCUGAAACUUCGCCACCUGGCCAAGUCCAAUAAACUGACAGAAAAGUCAGGACGCAGCAGCAAAGCCAUUGAGGUGAUCUGUACAGUCAUUCUGGUGUUUGUCGUGUGCUACAGCCCAUAUCAUGUUGAUCUCCUGCAGUACAUGAUCAGGAAGUUGCGGUAUGACCCGGACUGCUCAGAACUGCACAAAUUUCAGAUUUCUCUUCACAUAACUGUCUGCUUUAUGAAUCUCAACUCGUGUCUGGACCCCUUCAUCUACUUCUUUGCCUGCAAGGGAUACAAGAAGAAGGUGCUUAAACUGCUCAAGAAGCAAGUCAGUAUGUCCUUCUCGAGUGUAGUCAGGACAUCCCCCGAAGGCUCCUCCAAAGACGUGUUUGGGAAUGACAAAAUCCAAAUGAGCUCCAGAAGCUUGCAGAAAGAGAGGAGCAGUGUACUUUUGAGUGAGUUAGGCAACAAUAGUUUGGAACAAUAAACAAGUACAAGAACUGGACUUGAGUGAAUCUUUGAGAUUUCAAUAUAUGUUGUUUCAAGCUACUUAUUCUAAAGUUGGUUUAAUAUUGUUGUGCAGUUAAUUUGCUGAAUGACAGAAUUUCUUCAAGUAUUUUUUUAUAUUGAUUUUUUGAAUAAAAAGAAAACCA